AUUUAAAUCUACAAGAAUUAAGUGCGGAAAGAAAAAUCUGACAAAACAUUACCAAAAAGUAUACGAGUCAAUGCACAGUAUCAUUGAAAUAAUGUCUUACCUUUUCAUAAUGGUCAACCCGUUCUUUACGCACUACCAAGACGUUCGGUUUUGUUCCAAGUCUUCGCCGGCCGUCAACUCUCACAAGUCAAAGCUGACAGUUUCCAUGGAUCAUUUUCCAGGCAAUUCACUCACAGUUCCCCACUCCCUCAUAAAUUUGCUCACCAUCCAAACAAGACCCUUCAACCAUUUUCUCCACAAUCAAAGGAAAACCGACCAAACCCGAAACCAGAACCAUGUCUUUCUUCUCCGGCGUCCAAUCUCCCGGGGCGAAAUCCGUGGUAUCCCUCGUGGCUUCUGCAGCUGCGACGGCCAUGCUUGUCCGUUCGGUAGCUCGGGAAUACAUUCCUCAUGACCUAAGCAACUACACAUAUCGGAAACUCAGAAAACUGUUCUCUUCCUUCUCCUCCGAACUAACCGUUGUGAUUGAAGAGUUGGAUGGUAUGAUGAUCAACCGUCUCUUCAAGGCUGCCGAGCUCUACCUUGAACCAGCCCUUCCGCCUUCCGCCACAAGAAUCAGAGUCUCCAUCCCUUCCGGAGAGGACAAAACAUCGAUUUCCAUGGAAGGCGGCGAAGAGAUCAUUGACAACUUCGAUGGCGUCAGGCUGAAAUGGAGGUUUUUGUCAAGAGAAAUCCCCCCGAGACGGGUAUAUCCGGACAUGGAUCAAAGGAACUCUGUUUCAAUGUCCGAACAGAGGUUCUACGAGCUGAGAUUCGACAAGAAACACAGGGAACUCGUUCUGGGGAAAUACAUCGAACACAUUAUGAGCAAGGCCAAGGAAUCGAUGAAGAGGAAGAGAACGCCGAGGCUGUUCACGCUUUCGCAGGAGAGGAUUAUUGGGAUGAGAGGGAGCGCGUGGGAAGGUGUCCCUCUGCGUCAUCCGGCGAGGUUCGAGACCCUCGCCAUGGACGACAACGUUAAGAAGACGGUGAUGGAGGAUCUAGAGAUGUUCGUCAAGAGAAGAGACUACUACAGGAAGGUAGGAAAGGCAUGGAAAAGAGGGUACCUGUUGUUUGGGCCUCCGGGGACGGGGAAGUCGAGCUUGAUCGCGGCCAUGGCGGAUCAUCUGCAGUUCGAUGUGUACGAUCUGGAGCUGACGCAGGUGAGAGGGAACUCUGAGCUGAAGAAGAUUCUCAUGUCGACGGGGAACAAAUCCAUCCUCGUCGUCGAGGACAUCGACUGUUCCGUACAGCUCCGGGACCGGCUCUCGCCGGAGACCGUCAUGACGACCCCGUUUGGACACAGAGAAGUAACCCAGGUGACUCUGUCGGGAUUUCUGAACUUCGUGGACGGGCUGUGGUCGAGCUGCGGGGACGAGAGGAUCAUCAUUUUCACGACGAACCACAAAGAACGGCUCGACCACGCCCUCCUCCGUCCUGGACGAAUGGACGUCCAUGUCCACAUGUCCUAUUGCACUCCGUGCGGUCUAAGGCUCCUCGUCCGGAACUACCUGGGCGUGUCUGAGUCCGACCACGACCGGCUCCUGGCCGAGGCCGAGGAUCUGUUGCUUGCGGCGAAAGCAACCCCUGCCGAGGUGGCUGAGGAGCUGAUGAAGAAUGUGGCAGCCGACGUUGCGUUGGAGAGGUUGAUCGAGUUUCUGAAGAGGAAGAAGAGUGAUACCGAAAACGAAACAAAGACUAAAAUAGAAGAAUAGUAGUAAUAAGUUUCUCACG
Molecule: messenger RNA, 1773 nt
Organism: Tarenaya hassleriana
Lineage: Eukaryota; Viridiplantae; Streptophyta; Magnoliopsida; Brassicales; Cleomaceae
Product: protein HYPER-SENSITIVITY-RELATED 4-like
Exons: 4
Coding region: 336-1754 (472 amino acids)
Molecular function (GO): ATP binding; ATP hydrolysis activity
Source: RefSeq, a predicted model, not a curated record